Molecule: messenger RNA, 324 nt
Organism: Cotesia congregata
Lineage: Eukaryota; Metazoa; Arthropoda; Insecta; Hymenoptera; Braconidae
Source: the annotation of a GenBank genome assembly
ACGUCAAUAAUCAUGUCCUGGCAGACACUGGAGGCUAGGAGAGUAGCUAAAACCUGCCAGCUGUGCAACCUGGUGUCGCUUUCGAAGAAGUGGUCUUCACAAUUGUACCCCCUGGAAUCAUCAAGUAGGCCCGCUGCGGAAUUUUGCGCCAGCUGCCUUAGCCUGGCUGAUGCUCUCCAGGAUCCUCCUGAGGUUCCCGUCAAAGUCCAUCGCCCAUUGGUUCAGGGUGCUCACCGCCACAGUCACAAUUCGCCCCAUCUGGAACCAACAAAAGACUGUCAAAGGACUCUAAAAGAAGUUGCUAGGGAGCGGGAGUGGGAGUAG